GGUUGAUUCCGUUCCAUCCACACAUGAGAUGCACAUGUUUACAUGGACACUUGUAUUUGUAGCAAAGUAUUGGUGACACUAGCAUAGGAAUACAUUUAUUUCAUACUGUUAUAGUAAAAGUAGAGUGCAGAUAUGUCGCAGAAUGAAGACGAAGGUUUUGAACAGACUUCAGUAGCACAGAAGAAAGUUUCAAAGUACCAGUGUCCGGAUGAUUUUGUGGCAGUUUCAUAUGAUGCCUCUGUAAAUGACUCAUGGGACGGAGAUGAACAGAAGGAAUUAUGGCUCAUCAAAGCUCCAGCUCGUUUUGAUCCUAAAAGCUUUAAAGACCUCAAACUUCCCAUAUCAGGGCUGAAAAGGGUCCAGUCUUGUGGCACGGCACCUCAGAUCUACAGCGUCCUCAGUGGCAGGACGGCACCAUCAGACCUCCAUCUGCUCGUUACCAAGGGGAAAAAACAGAAGACUUCUCUCUGUUCCUCCGGCUUCAGUGGUGUCCUCAAGAUCUCUGAGAGCUACGGAAACUGCAGUGAGAACCAAGACCCCAUUCCCAUCCCGGCCGCUCCAGCUCCGUGCAUCCCAGCUGGUCUCAAGCAACGUUUCCAGCCUUUUGGUAGUUCCAUUGCAGCUCACAUGAAAGAUGAAGUCACUGUAGUUUCUCCAACUACACCCAAGAGAACCAGACAGGAUUUGAAUGAGGGCGAGGAGCGAAAAAAGAAGAAAAAGAAAAAGAAAGACAAGAGGCAAGAUGAUAGUGAAACUCUUUUUAUCAAGCAAGAACAAACACAAAUGGACUGUGAUCAGUUAGAGUCAUCUGAAUUUAUGGAGGAAGAGUCAAUGGAGGAGAGGAGGCGGAAGAAGAAAAAGAUUAAGAAAGAGAAGGAAAGACAGAGUGAAGACAUGGUUGAUGAAAGUUUAAUAUCCAAAACAGAGCCACUGGAUCCUUAUGAUUAUAAUGACACCCCAGGGAAAACUAAGAAGAAGAAAAAGAAGACUAGUCGAGAUGAGUAGACUGUCAAAAGAACUUGAAAUGCUCUAUCAAUUCUUCACACAUGCUUACUGUGAUAUUUAACUGUCAAAAUACAACUAAGAAAUCAGUAUCUCUUACUGUGUUUCUCAUAAAAGAAUUCAACGUUUCUGUACAACACUCAAUAAUAUUACCUCAAAAGCAUCGUUUCUUCUGCUUAAAA
Messenger RNA from Rhinichthys klamathensis goyatoka, 1184 nucleotides. RefSeq names its product RNA polymerase I subunit G (gene polr1g). The record is from RefSeq and is a predicted model, not a curated record. The transcript is spliced from 3 exons. NCBI's taxonomy places the organism in Eukaryota, Metazoa, Chordata, Actinopteri, Cypriniformes, Leuciscidae. Gene Ontology annotation, biological process: transcription by RNA polymerase I. The coding region runs from base 133 to 1005 and encodes 290 amino acids.